This is a messenger RNA of Triticum turgidum subsp. durum (durum wheat), 1221 nucleotides long. Lineage: Eukaryota; Viridiplantae; Streptophyta; Magnoliopsida; Poales; Poaceae. The record is from the annotation of a GenBank genome assembly.
AUGGGGGCGCCGGAGUGCUGGUGGUCGACGUGGAGGGGGCUGGCCGUCGCCGUCACGGCGGCGUGCCUGCUCCCGCACGUGGCGGCGCGGGUGACGGACGCGCUGUGGUGGCGGCCGCGGCGGCUGGAGGCGCACUUCGCGCGGCAGGGCGUGCGCGGCCCGCCGUACCGCUUCCUCGUCGGCUGCGUCCGGGAGAUGGUGGCGCUCAUGGCGGAGGCCACCGCCAAGCCCAUGUCGCCGGCCACCUCCCACAACGCGCUGCCCCGGGUGCUCGCCUUCUACCACUACUGGAGGAAGAUCUACGGGCCGACGUUCUUGAUAUGGUUCGGGCCGACGCCGCGGCUUACGGUGGCGGAUCCCGAGCUCGUCCGCGAGAUCUUCCUGACGCGCGCGGAGGCGUUCGACCGCUACGAGGCGCACCCCAUCGUCCGGCAGCUUGAGGGAGACGGGCUCGUCAGCCUACACGGCGACAAGUGGGCCCUCCACCGCCGCGUUCUCGCCCCCGCCUUCUACCCCGACAACCUCAACAGGCUGGUGCCGCACGUCGGGAGGUCGGUGGCGGCGCUGGCGGAGAGGUGGCGGGCGAUGGCGUGCGCAAGCGGCGGCGAGGUGGAGGUGGACGUGGCGGAGUGGUUCCAGGCGGUGGCCGAGGAGGCCAUCACGCGCGCCACGUUCGGCCGCAGCUACGCCUCCGGCCGCGUGGUGUUCCGCAUGCAGGGCCGCCUCAUGGCCUUCGCCUCCGAGGCCUUCCGCAAGGUGCUCGUCCCGGGCUACCGGUUCUUGCCGACCAAGAAGAACCGGAUGUCGUGGGGCCUGGACAGGGAGAUCAGGCGGGGCCUAGUCCAGCUCAUCGGCCGGCGCAGCGACGCCGCCGAGGACCACGAGGCGGAGAUCAAGGAGAAGGGCAACAGCGGCGGCUUCAGGGACCUGCUGGGGCUGAUGAUCAAUGCCCGCGACAAGAAGUCGCAGGCCAUGCCGGUGGAGGAGAUGGUGGAGGAGUGCAAGACGUUCUUCUUCGCCGGCAAGCAGACGACCACCAACCUGCUGACCUGGGCCACCGUGCUCCUCGCCAUGCACCCGGAGUGGCAGGACCGCGCCCGGCAGGAGGUCCUCGCCGUGUGCGGCCCGGGCGAGCUCCCCACCAAGGAGCACCUGCACAAGCUGAAAACGGUACGCCACCCACACAUCACUGUUCCGAAACCGAAAGUACCCGAAGGAUGA